UCUGGACGGCCAGCAACGAGUGACGUCCGAUUGAGUAAUUGCAUCAACCAAGAUGAACGUAUUUGUUUUGAUUGCGCUCCUCUGCGUCUUCCUUGGGGCCAGCCUCGGGAAAGAAACCACAAGAAGCCCUCAGCCUGAUGUCAACAACAUUGAAUACGCUGAUCAUGGAUUCUACAGGAGUUCUUUCAUUGGAAACGACGAGUACUUCGACAAGCAUUGGAACAGUCUUUGCGGCUAUUUCCCGCUCAUAGUCACCAAGGACAGUGGACUCGAUCCCCCCUUCCACCUUAAAUUCAACUUCACUUUCUUCGGCCGGAGCUAUUCGCAAGUCCACGUGUCGCCGCACGGCUUCCUCAGCAUCGGCAAGGAUCGACUGGCUAACCCCGCCGCCACGCAGUACGCAGCACCCCUUAUGGCCCCCUUCGAGGGUCCAAGGAGAUACUACAUUUGCAACGGAGAAAAGAAGUUCACCGCUGUGUGGCUGGACAUGGCUACCCCGGAUGAUCCGAACACCCAGUUUUUAUUUGCAAUCACUCUCUACGACAACGAUGACAUUGCUUUUUCUUACAAAGAGGUUCCCAAGCCAAUUAAAUCUAUUGCAACAUCACCAGUCAAAGUCGGACUCAGCGACGCGUUUACCGCCUACUUCGAGAAUCCCAAGUCCGAUGAUUCUACAGACACAACGUACAACAGCAUUUCCUUCAUCAACUACGACAUCAAGAACAAGACUGUCAUCAAACUGGAACGGCUUCCAACUUGCAGUGAUCACUCCGACUGCCGAAGCUGCGUCAGUGCUGACUCUAACUUGAACUGCGUGUGGUGUGCAUUACUGCAGAGGUGUGGGGCGUUUGACUCAAAUCUCAACCCCUGGUAUAAAUGGGUGUGUCAACGUUACACCAUCCAGAAACCAUCGCAGUGCCACACAGAGCAUUUUUUGCUAUCCAAGGUGGACAACUCCAUCGACUGGGCCAAAUAACAAAUCCUCUCUUAUCAGUUCACCCUUAACUUACCUCCGUAUUUUUAGACGAUCCCUUAGCAAAGACUUAGUGCACGUCAAAUUGUUCCAUUAUUUUAGUCGGUAAAUCAAUUAGAUCACUUUUGGGAAGUUCAAACAGGAAAUAAAUUAAAUUAAAAAUAGUUUUCAUUGCACCAUUUGUAUAAUAAUGUUCAGCUUCUUUUUACUUUAAUUUUGUUGUUGUCAUCAGUUGCUACAGCUAUAUACCAAAUACCUACUAAGAAUAUGGGGGUGCACUAGCAUGUAAGCCGCCGUCUCACUCGAUGUGAGAUGAGGUAAGGAAGCGAAUGUCUAUUAUUAAACUACCGGACAUUGUCUUUUUUAAUUCGAAAUACUCACUAUUUAGAGUGAAAGUCGCCUUACAAGCCAGUGUUUUAUAGCGUUUUAAGUAAUUAUAUUAAGUUUCUUUUAUUGUAACAGCAAAAAAAACUAACAUAAUUGUUUUGGUAUAUUUUGAAAUGUGAUUCUAAAACUGCCCAUUUUUUUUGUAAUAAAAAUUUUGCUUUCGUUAAAAUAAAAUUAUUAUAAUUGCUGUUACAACUACUUGUCGAUAGAGGGCGCUACUUCACCUGUUUUAUGU
Messenger RNA from Ostrinia nubilalis (European corn borer), 1595 nucleotides. RefSeq names its product plexin domain-containing protein 1-like. The transcript has 8 exons. Lineage: Eukaryota; Metazoa; Arthropoda; Insecta; Lepidoptera; Crambidae. The coding region runs from base 53 to 976 and encodes 307 amino acids. The record is from RefSeq and is a predicted model, not a curated record.